Molecule: messenger RNA, 829 nt
Organism: Danio rerio (zebrafish)
Lineage: Eukaryota; Metazoa; Chordata; Actinopteri; Cypriniformes; Danionidae
Gene: smim1
Product: small integral membrane protein 1
Cellular component (GO): plasma membrane
Source: RefSeq, marked validated
AAAGUCUAAGGAUCUGACUGACUGCAGAGCUGAUGUCCUGACAACCUCCAAUUCAUCACCAGAAAUAAAUGACUGUCUGUUGACUUUUAGGGGCAGCAGAGAGCUGGAAAUGGAGUCCAAUGGGGCCAGUGUUCAAUAUAACCGCUGGAGUGAAGAUAACAUUACCUUACAAGAACCACAAUCACGCUCCAGACUGCUUGGAAUCUACAACAGAGUGUUCACUGGACGGCUGGUCAUCAUGUUCAAAAUAGCAGCAUCGUUGACAGUGAUGGUUGUCAUUUACAUUGCUGGAUACAUCACAGGGUUCUACGUUCACCAAUGUGGAUAAGAACUCUCUGUACUGAUAAAUAAUGAGAUAUUGGAAAGAAAACUGGUUGUUAUUUGCAAAGUGAAUUAGAUUUUUUAAACUAUACUAAUAUUUAGCUUUUAUUUUGUUUAAAUGUGCUACACAGAAUCACUUAACUUUAAAAAAUGACUAAUUUCUAAUUUUUAAUAAGAAAAAACAUGUUAAGACUCAAAAUUAAUGCACUGUCAUCAUUUAUGACUUGUUCUUUCAUUCUUGACUUGUUUCAAACCAGUUUUAGUUUCUUUGUUCUGUUCAACACAACUGAGUGUUGAAAUAUGUUGGUAACCAUUGACUUCCACAGUAUUCGUUUUUCCUACUGUGAAUGUCAAUGGUUACCGGUUUUCAUCAUUCUUCAAAAUAUCUUCUUUUGUGUUCAAAACUGAUUUGGUUUGGAAUAAGACAAGAGUGAGAAAAUGGUGACGUAAUUGCAAUUUUUGAGUGCUAUUCUUAAUGAAAUCUUUCAAUUUAAAAGAUACAAUCUCU